AUGGACAAGAACCCUCAAACGUCCCACGACGACGAAUCCAUCCAGCCAAAAUGGCAUCCUUCUUAUCGAGAUCGCACCCUUCGCCGCCUCUGCGUUGCUGUCUGCCUCCUACUCGCUAUCUGGACGUUCGCACGCUCGCUUCUUCCCUAUCUGUCUGCUUGUCACCAUUCCGAUCGGCAAAGAGUAGCUGGGGAUGAGUUUCCCCAGAUCAGUAUUCGGAACAAUACACGCAGGGUCUCGUUCGAGGCGCACAUCAUGUCCAAAUGUCCCGAUGCAAAGGCCUGUCUACAGGAGCUAGUUGUGCCGGCCAUGGAAAAGGUUAGCGAUAAGGUCGACUUCGAGCUGAGAUAUAUUGGAAGCGUCGACCCCAACUCCGAUGCCAUAUCCUGCAUGCACGGGCCCCCCGAAUGCCUAGGCAACAUGAUCCUUCUCUGCGCCGCCCAGCUCUAUCCCGACCCCAAGCUCUCUCUCGGCUUCGCGAACUGUAUGAUCAACGACUACCACGACAUUCCUUCACGCGAUCUGGUCGAGUCGUGUGCCAUGGAGCAUGGGAUCGAUUUCAAGAAGAUCAAUGGCUGCAUUAGCGAAGAAGGAAAGGCGCAAGGUUUAUUGAAGGACAGCGUGGAGAGAUCGGCUGAGGCGAAUGUAAGCACAAGCUGUACGAUAAGAUUGGAGGGGAAGACGUGGUGUGUGACGGAUACGAAGAAGGAUUGUAAUGAUGGUGGUAACUUGGAUGGGCUGAUUAAAGAUGUUGAAAGUGCUUAUGAGGACCUUAACUCGUAA
Molecule: messenger RNA, 783 nt
Organism: Endocarpon pusillum Z07020
Lineage: Eukaryota; Fungi; Ascomycota; Eurotiomycetes; Verrucariales; Verrucariaceae
Exons: 2
Coding region: 1-783 (260 amino acids)
Molecular function (GO): oxidoreductase activity, acting on a sulfur group of donors, disulfide as acceptor
Source: RefSeq, a predicted model, not a curated record